GCGUGGGGCCGCGACCGGGCGAGGCGGUGCCGGUAUCCGCAUUGGCACCGCCCCUCGUGGCAACUGAGAGGUGCCCAAUGGACGCCUGUUUCGUCAUCACGUCGUGGUACUUACACUGAGUCACAUAGUCUGGCAUACAGGGAGGGACGCCCGGCGGCGUCCGUACGUUACUGCCCUGCGCCGGAAGGCCAUAUUUUCACGUUCUCUUCCUUCAUCUCCCACCCCUUCCCUGGUACCAUAAAAUCCCGGGGUAUGAGCCGGAAGAGGCAUCGCCUGGUCCCGGAGGCCUUUGGACUGAAGAGGCGGCGGGAGCGAGGGACUGAAGAAUCGGAGCCUUUGGGGGGCGAGUCAGGGUCGGCGCGCGCGGCAGUCUCGGAGCUAGUGCAGCUGUUCCCGCGAGGCCUCUUUGAGGAUGCGCUGCCUCCCAUGGUGCUGAGGAGCCAGGUGUACAGCCUGGUGCCUGACCGGACGGUGGCAGACCGGCAGCUGAAGGAGCUUCAAGAGCAGAGGGAGAUCAGAAUUAUCCAGCUGGGCUUUGACUCGGAUGCCCACGGAAUUAUCUUCACUGAGGACUACAGGACCAGAGUCCUCAAGGCCUGUGAUGGGCAACCGUAUGCUGGGGCAGUGCAGAAGUUUCUGGAUUUGGUGCUUCCAGCCUGUGGGGACCUUAGUUUCCAGCAGGACCAAAUGAUACAGACCUUUGGCUUCAGGGACUCAGAGAUCACUCCCACAACUGGGCGUGUGUCAGGGCAUGAGAGGAGGGCUUCUGAGAGGAGAAGCUGUUUGAACGAGCAUCUGGUGAAUGCUGGAGUGUUCAACGUCCGAGAUGCUGGGAGCUGGUGGCUAGCUGUGCCUGGAGCUGGGAGAUUCAUCAAGUACUUUGUUAAAGGGCGCCAGGCCGUCCUCGGCAUGGUCCGCAAGGCCAAGUACCGGGAGCUACUCCUAUCUGAGCUCCUGGGCCGGCGGGCACCUGCUGCGGUGCGUCUUGGUCUUGCCUACCAUGUGCACGACCUCAUUGGGGCCCAGCUGGUGGACUGCAUCUCCACCACUUCUGGAACCCUCCUCCGCCUGCCAGAGACGUGAGGAUUCUGCUCAUCAUUGCACAGCUCCCUAGAGUGGGCUGAGAGGGGCCCUGGAGUGCUCCCCGAUGGUGGCUGAGACACGAUCACCUUGGGAAGGCUCGGGAGCCAGCAUGAGUGUUGGGCUCUCACCCAACAUCUGACCAAAGGGUCAGAUGUGACUGCUGCUGUUUGCCUGGCUCUGAGCCAGUGGUGGGGUUUGGCUGAUGCUCCUGGGCCCUUCUGUGGAAGAGGAGCCAGAAACGGUGCCAAGGCCGUGGCUGCUGCCUUCCAUGUAGAAAGGGGCUGUUGUUCCUCUCUCUUGAGAUAGGAUGGUGGGAUUUUUGGGAAGGCUGGUGAAGGAGGACAAGGUUCUUUUCCCUACAUGUUGUGUUGAAAUUGCCAAAUAAAGUACUGCCUGUGCUAUUUUCUGGA
Microcebus murinus (gray mouse lemur) is the source of this 1493-nucleotide messenger RNA. RefSeq names its product winged helix repair factor 1 (gene WHR1). Lineage: Eukaryota; Metazoa; Chordata; Mammalia; Primates; Cheirogaleidae. Gene Ontology annotation, biological process: positive regulation of Ras protein signal transduction. The record is from RefSeq and is a predicted model, not a curated record.